Messenger RNA from Triticum turgidum subsp. durum (durum wheat), 5211 nucleotides. NCBI's taxonomy places the organism in Eukaryota, Viridiplantae, Streptophyta, Magnoliopsida, Poales, Poaceae. The record is from the annotation of a GenBank genome assembly.
AUGUCUCUGACUGACGAGGAUUUUCUGUGGUGUGUUUCACGUGUGUGCCUCCGUGCACAAAACCACGCCACGGGUUAUAUAUACAUUCACUACACGGUCUCUGCUCUUCUCGUUCCCCUCGGACGGGUGCUGCGCUUUGAUUUCAUCGCCCUCCCAAGAAUGGACGGCGCGAUUGGGUGGCUGGCGGGCAGCAUCCUGGACACCCUCUCCGCCGCGCAGCUGCAGGCGUGGAUCCGCCGGGCGGGGCUCGCCCAUGACAUCCAGAUGCUCGAGGCGGAGGUCGAGAUGGUGGACAUCGGAUACGCCGCCGUGGGCGUGAGGGCCGGGGACAGGCCGCUGCUGGCCCGCUCCCUCGCCCGCCUCCAGGAUCUGCUCCACCAAGCCGACGACCUCGUCGACGAGCUGGACUUCCACCGCCUCCUCCACACUUUCACCUCGCCGCCUGCUACGGCUUCUUCUCCAGGGAAAGUAGUCGGGUGCAAUGACACGCCCAUACAAUCUACGCUCGCCGACCUCUUCAUCCACUCCCCUUGUACAGAUUCAUCCUCAGAUGAUGCUUUGGGCGAUCAGGAAGACGUAUUUGGGGGUGUGCAACUCCAUGAAAAAUACAGGGGAGAUAUGGAUAUGGUGACUAGCCAGGUUGCCAAUAAGAGGCAGUCGUUUUCGAUAUGGGAGCAUUACGAGCUCGUGGACCAAGAUGGAAACGAUUGUCGGGUCAAAUGUGUUCGCUGCGGCUCGGAGCUGAUGGUUAGGCACGGAUUGAGCCCAUCGCAUUUGAGGCGCCAUGUCAGGAGUGCAUCUUGUGAGAACAAAAGCGAAGCAACUCAAUUUUUGAACCGCACACAUAGUGCUCGGAGAGAGCAGGAAGACAUAUUUGGGGCAGUGCUAGUCAAUAAGAAAUCAAGGGGAGAUAUAUAUGCACAGAGUAGGCAGGGUGGCAAGACACGGUCACCGGUAUGGGAGCACUUUGUCAUCUCGGAAGCUGAUGAGAACAGCAGGCCUGUGAAAGCCAAGUGUGUUCACUGUGGCUCGGAGCUCAACUGUGGACCCAAACAUGGGACAUCAGGUUUGAAACGCCAUAUUGAUAGUGCAGCUUGUACCAAGAAAAAACAUGCAGCCGACAAGCCGCUAAACACUUCAAGCAGCGCUGACAGUAUAGAAAAUGUUGAAACUGUUGUGAUUCCUGGUUCACACAGCAGAAAAAGGAGUAGAAUGGAUGCGGAGUCAACAUGCGGGACCAAGCCUAAAACACACCUUUGGAACAAGGCUGAAUCUUUGCAUAGGAUACAAGAAAUAACUCGCCUGUUACAAGACAUAUCAGGGGUUCUGAGUAAGGUUCUCAAGUUAUAUGGAUCAGAUUUUGUUGCAAGCUCAAAUCACUAUCGAAGUACAAUAUCAGAUCAACACCUACAAACAUCAAGUGUUAUUGCAAGGAAAGUCUAUGGAAGAGUUACAGAGAAGGACUACAUCAUAAAGUUCAUGACACAAGACAAACCCGAUGGUUCAUUUGUUCUUCCUAUUGUAGGCAGUGCAGGAGUUGGGAAGACUGCUCUUGCUCAGCUUGUAUACAAUGACCCAAUCGUGGCAGAGCACUUUGACCAAAGGAUAUGGGUUUCGGUGUCUAACAACUUCGAUGAACUAAGACUCUCUAGAGAGAUCUUAGAUUUUGUCUCUCAGAAGCAAACACAUGAAGGAAUAUGCAGCUUUGCCAAGCUUCAGGAGGUCUUGAAGAUGCAUAUCACAUCAAAGAGGGUUCUGCUUAUUUUUGAUGAUGUUUGGGAUGACUCUAACUUCCGCAGAUGGAGCCAACUAUUGGCUCCUUUGCAGUGUGGCACAAAGGGUGCUGUGAUUCUUUUGACAACUCAAAAAUUGUCUGUUGCACAAACUGUUGGUACAGUUGAACCAAUUAAGUUACGUAGUUUAGCAUAUGACGAUUUUUGGUUAUUAUUUAAAUCAUGUGCAUUUGGUGAUGAGAAGUAUGAAAGGAAUCAAAAUCUUAGCAUCAUUGGAUUGCAAAUAGUAGAGAAGUUAAAGGGAAACCCAUUAGCAGCAGCAACAGUAGGGGAACUAUUACGAAGGAGCCUUACUAUUGAUCAUUGGAAUAACAUUCUGAAGAAUGAAGAUUGGAAAUCUCUGCAACUCAGUGGAGGUAUAAUGUCUGCUCUGAAGCUUAGCUAUGAUCAGCUCCCCUACAAUUUACAACAAUGCUUCUUAUGUUGUGCUUUAUUCCCCGAGAAAUAUCAGUUCCUCGAUGAGGAGCUGGCCCGAAUUUGGAUUUCCCAGGGAUUUGUGAAGUGUGAUAAUUCAAGUAAGACACUUGAGGAGAAAGGAUUGGACUAUCUGGCUGAUCUUGUGAACUUGGGCUUCUUUCAGCAAGUCGAAAGAGAAGAGACCGAUCAAACUUGCUACAUUAUGCAUGAUCUUAUGCAUGAUCUUGCUAGGGUAGUCUCAAGAACUGAGUUUGCAACUAUAGAUGGCCUGCAGUACUGUGAGAUCCUGCCAACUAUACGCCAUUUAUCAAUAGUAAGUGAUUCUGGAUACAACGCAGAUCAGCAUGGAGACAAACCUCGCAAUAAGAAGUUUGAGAAGAAAAUGCUUGCUGGAUGUACAUCGCUGAGGAAAUUGAGGACAUUGGUAUUCAUUGGGCAGUAUGACAUGUUCUUCAAAUCCUUUCAGGAUAUAUUCCGGGAGGCACAUAAUUUGCGCCUGCUACAAAUUUCUGCAGCAUCUGAUGGUUUAAAUCCUUUACUGUGCAGUUCUGUGAAUUUGAAACAUCUUCGCUACUUGGACAUCAAAGCUGCUGAUGGGCUUGGUGCUUUGCCUCAAAUUUUGAGCAAGUUUUGCCAUCUUCAAGUAUUACAUGUUGGCUCAUACACCAAUCCUACUAUGCCUGUCAGCAUUGACCAUGUUUUUAGGUUGCGGCAUCUUGUUAUAGAAGAGGGGGCAUACUCUUCCAUUGCUAACAUUGGUAACCUGACAUCUCUUCAGGAGCUACCCAAUUUUGUGGUUCAGAAUUCAAGCGGCUUUGAGAUAACACAACUCCAGUCCAUGAAAGAGCUUGUACGACUUGGGGUGUCUCAACUUGAAAAUGUUAAAACUCGGGAGGAGGCUUAUGGGGCAGGAUUAAGAGAGAAGCAACACUUGAAAGUGUUGCACUUGUCCUGGGGAGUUGCCUCGUCAGAUGGUGAAUAUGGUAGGGACAUGAACUCUGUUACAGAUUGGUUGUCGGAGGAUGUUAUCGAGGGCCUUAAACCACAGAAUAACCUAAAGCAUCUGCGGAUAUCUGGGUACAAUGGGCAUCUCUCCCCAAUUUGGCUUGCCUCGGUUACCUCUUUGCAAACGCUUCAUAUAGAGGGUUGUGGAAAAUUGGAAAUGCUUACAUCUAUUGAACAGCUUCCUUUUCUUAGAAAGCUGAAGUUGAUGAAACUGCCAAGUAUGACAGAAAUGUCAAUUCCUUCAUUGGUGGAACUGGUAUUAAUUCAAAUGCCGAAGUUGGAGCGGUUUUCCUGCAUUUCCACUAGGGACUUGAGCUCUGAUUUAAGGGUUCUGAAGAUUAAGAAGUGUCCUGCAGUGAAGAUCUUUCCUCUAUUUGAGAGCUCGCUGAAAUUUAAAAUCGAGCAGAAGUCAUGGUUGCCCAGUCUGAGGGAACUCGUUAUCCAUGGAUGUCCUAAUUUACUUGUGCCACAUGCCAUUCCUCUAUCACCUACAAUUUCCAAACUAUCCGUCGUUGACGUUCCAACACUCCCAAGGAUAGAGGGAUCUUCUGGUGACACAUUAACAGUUGGAUCCAGAAGUGAGGGCUAUGAUAAUUUUGAUCCUUCUUCUGAUGUGAUGACUACACUGGAUUGCAAAAUUUUGGCAUUCCACAACCUGAGGGGCCUCAGAUACUUGCGUAUAGAUGGUUGCCAAAAUCUAGUGUCUAUUGCAUUCACAGGAUUAGGGGAACUUAUUUCUUUAAGGAGUUUGGAAAUAUGUAGCUGUCGAAAACUUUUCUCGUCAAAUGUUAUACCAGAGCAUACCCGUUCAGAUGAGACAGCUGCAAGUUGCAAGCCCCUCCCAUCUCUCGUCACUCUCAGAAUUAAGUGUUGUGGAAUAGCAGGAAAGUGGCUAUCUUCGAUGCUGGGAUAUGUGCCGGCCCUGGUGGAAUUAUUUUUAGAGGACUGCCCUGGGAUAACACAGUUAACGAUAGAAGGAGAAGAAGAAGAAAACAUUCAACCUUAUGGUACCUCAGUUCCAGUGGAUUCAUCAUCAGGAGGUCCAGAUGACACAUUGCUGACAAGCUCAGCCCAAGAUGGACUCUUGUGCCUUCCACUAAAUCUCAUGUCCUCUCUCAAGAAGAUAUCGAUUUGGGAGUGCCCCCAUCUAGUAUUUCACAGGAAUAACAAAGACUUGUCUGGAUUUACCUGCCUUGAGAAGCUAACAAUUUGGGGAUGCCCCGGGCUGCUCUCAUCUUUGGUGGAUAAAGAUGGAAAUGAUGAUCAGAGGAACGGAAGAUGGCUCCUACCGAAAUCACUUGUAGAACUCGAGAUCCGUGGUGAUUCACCGGAAAUGCUGCAGCCCUGUUUUGCAGGGAAUGUAACCAACCUCAAAAAUAUAGAAGUGUGGUUCAGCCCAAGUCUGAGAUCUCUACAGCUGCAUACCUGCACAUCACUGGAAGAGUUGAUAAUUGGAAACUGUGGAUCACUUGCCGCACCAGAGAGCUUGCAGUUCCUUGGCAGCCUUAAGUAUUUGAAAGUAUUCAGAUCCCCUGGUGUGCUUCCAUGUUUGGAGAAUUUGUCAAAGCAGGGCUAUGCUUUAUUCCCUGGACUAAAAAGGCUUGUGACCGAUGGCCCCUCUGUCUUUACCAUGUCAGUCUGCAAGCAACUCAACUCCCUCCAACGCCUAGAACUUGAAAACUGGGAGUUUGUAACGAGACUAACAGAGGGGCAGGAGAGAGGGCUUCAGCUUCUGACAUCAUUGGAAGAGCUGGAAUUCCGGGGUUGCAGUUCCGAUCUCAAAUAUCUUCCUGCGGGGUUGCACAGCCUUCCUUCGCUCAAGAGGUUGAAGGUCAAUGGUUGUUUAGGAAUCUCAAGGCUGCCGGAAAAGGGCCUCCCAUCCUCGCUGCAAGAACUGGAUAUCAGCAAUUGCAGCAAGGUGUUUAAUGAUCACUGCAAGUCUCUAGCAACAGGGAAGCUAAAGGUCAAAAUUGUUGGAAAUACACAAACUGCUUAA